This is a messenger RNA of Megalobrama amblycephala (Wuchang bream), 800 nucleotides long. It is a transcript of the gene tslig1, whose product is annotated as zinc finger and BTB domain containing 8 opposite strand. NCBI's taxonomy places the organism in Eukaryota, Metazoa, Chordata, Actinopteri, Cypriniformes, Xenocyprididae. Gene Ontology annotation, cellular component: tRNA-splicing ligase complex. The record is from RefSeq and is a predicted model, not a curated record. Bases 116 to 604 code for a protein of 162 amino acids. Gene Ontology annotation, biological process: tRNA splicing, via endonucleolytic cleavage and ligation. The transcript has 7 exons.
AAUGCAUGACUCAUGUGAGAUAACAUAGAUAGUUCACUGUUUCUGUCUUCACACGUCUAGUAUGUUUACACGGAAAUAACCCCUACAGAGGAAUAAAAUCACUUAGAUCAGAACAAUGAAUGAACGCGAACUUGAUCUCACGGAGGCGCAAAAAGCAAUAAGAUCAAAAUACCCUCCAAUCACCAGGAAAUACGAGUAUCUUGAUCACACUGCAGAUGUCCAGAUUCAUUCGUGGGGCGAUUCUCUAGAAGAGGCUUUUGAGCAGUGUGCAAUGGGAAUGUUUGGCUACAUGACGGAUACAGAAACUGUGGAACCCAUUGACACUCUAGAGGUAGAAUCAGAAGGAGAAGAUAUGGAGUCACUUCUUUUCCAUUUUUUGGAUGACUGGCUCUUUAAAUUUAGUGCUGAUAUCUUCUUCGUCCCAAGGGAAGUCAAAGUGCUACACAUUGACCGAAUACGGUACAGAAUCCGCUCUAUAGGAUGGGGUGAAGAAUUCAACAUAAAUAAGCACCCACAGGGUACAGAAGUGAAAGCAAUUACCUACUCUGCUAUGCAAGUACAUGAUACAGAAAAGCCAGAGAUCUUCGUCAUCAUCGAUAUUUAAAUUCACAACUGAUUAAACACCUCUUUUUAACAGACAUGAUUUUAAAAGAUACUUCUAGUUGGAAUGGACAUGUGAGAGGUGUCAUUUCUGUAAACUGUGGAUGACAUGGCUGAAAUGCUAUAUAUUUUUGACUGAUUUUCAUGAUUAAUAAUGAUAUUAAAAAUACUUUCAUUUUGUGAUCUAGAAACACUCAAAA